UUCUGAUUGAUUUUCAUUGAUGAUCCACUCAUUGAUUUAUUUCCAUGUUCUUGUGUCUUGUUGUCGUCUCCUCAGCUCCAUAUGAGCAGCGAUGUCCUCCAUCUCCUCCUCCAUCUCCUCCUCCAUCUCCUCCUCCAUCUCCUCCUCCAACUCCUCCUCCAUCUCCUCCUCCAACUCCUCCUCCAUCUUUCCUGCCUCCAGUAGCUGCUUUAGCUACAGAUCCAGUGUUUUCAUCUUAAUCUCCUUCUCGGCCACCAACAUCCUCCUUCUCCUCCCUCUCUGCAUCCUCGUCCUCCACCUCGGUCUCCAACGAUGGCGGCAGAACCGGCGCUCGGCUUCCGCGGCGACGAGCCACUCGGACGUCUUCACCUACCACCUGGUUGCCAUGGAGACGGUGGGCGUGUUGGGCUGCGCUUUGUUCUGCGUUGGCGUUUUCUUCGGCAUGCUGUGGUCCAUGGUGACGGGCCUCUACCUUUUCUCCGUCACCUCGUAUGGACAGCUUCUCUUUCACACCCUCACCUGUGCAGAGCGCCACCUGGCCGUGGUUCAUCCAAUCACCUACCUGGGUCUGAGGCAAAGGGGCGGGGUCAGAGUCAGAAACUUUUGUGUUUUGUGCAUUUGGCUGCUUUUCUUUGCUUCCUUCAGUCUCGUUGUAACUUUCAGCGCCGUCGCAGUUUUGUGCAUCUUGACUCUCUCGGCCGCCGUCGUCUCUUUCUGCAGCCUGUCGGUUCUUCGCUCUCUGAUCGGUCCAGGGCCGGGGGAAGGGGGCGGGGACAGGGAGCGAGUCCACCAAUCAAAGAUGAGGGCGUUCUACACCAUCACGGCCAUACUGGGAGCUCUGGUGUUGAGGUUUGGAGGCCAUGUGCUGGUUGUGGUGGUCCACUCGUACUCUGCAGCCACUGAGCGUGUCCGGUGUGAGGUUCUGGUGUCGGGAGUCUGGUUCGGUCUGCCCAGCAGUCUGGUGUUACCGCUGCUGUUUCUGCACCGAGCAGGAAAACUGAGGUGGUGACACCGAGGACACACUUUGUCUUUGAACAGCCAACAGCAGGAAGUCAGUUGUUGACUGUCAGAUUUGGACUGAUUCUGUUCCACUGAUUGUUCGGGGAUGAAGAUGAGAAGAGACGCACAUUUAAUGGAUCUGUUUGGUUUGAAUCAGCUGCAGUUUAAAGUUACAGCUCAUUUCAAUCCUUCGUCCACGUUAAAGCAGACGGACUGACGGACGGAUCACAGUGAGAACAUCUCUCAACAGCAGACUAAAGAAAUAUAGAAGAUCAAUGUUUUCAUCAAUCUGCAGGUAUUUCUGCUCAACGCUUCCUUUUGCUGCCGGCGUCUAAUGAAAACCUCAUUUCUCCUGAUUGUUUUCAGUUGUUCAGAGUAAAAUAUUUGUUGAGAAAAUCCAGUCAGUUCAGUAAAGAGAUUUUUAAACAUCUGGAUGCAUGAAACAUGUAAAAAACGACUUAUCUGGAAAAUGAACAAACACAGAUACAUGUGAUUUUUGAACAUUCAUAAUAUGUUGAAGUCGUUUAGUUCUUUAUUUAUUGGUUUAGUUCCUUGUUUUUUAGAUGAAAGUUGCACAAUGUGAAAAAUGUGUAAAAUAAAGUGAUUCCUGCUCAUUUAAAGAGUUAAUAUGAAAUCUAUAAAUACACCGUGUGGCUUUAAAUGGCAUAUUCUGGUUAUAUAACAUGCAAACACACACAUGAGGAUUAACAUAGAAACACUGUGGAUGAAACAACAGUUCAGACACUCGGAGCAGAAGAUCAGAAACUACAGAUAAAGUGAGUUCAUUUUAAUCACCUCACAGAAUAAUAACAGAUAUUAAUCAUCAGUUUCUUGUGCUGCUGACUCUUUAUUCUACAUGUCUAUACACAGUG
This is a messenger RNA of Amphiprion ocellaris (clown anemonefish), 1871 nucleotides long. RefSeq lists its product as uncharacterized. The transcript is spliced from 2 exons. NCBI's taxonomy places the organism in Eukaryota, Metazoa, Chordata, Actinopteri, Pomacentridae. Gene Ontology annotation, molecular function: lysophosphatidic acid receptor activity. The record is from RefSeq and is a predicted model, not a curated record. Bases 92 to 1009 code for a protein of 305 amino acids. Gene Ontology annotation, biological process: phospholipase C-activating G protein-coupled receptor signaling pathway; positive regulation of Rho protein signal transduction.